Molecule: messenger RNA, 1912 nt
Organism: Astyanax mexicanus (Mexican tetra)
Lineage: Eukaryota; Metazoa; Chordata; Actinopteri; Characiformes; Acestrorhamphidae
Gene: mif4gda
Product: MIF4G domain containing a
Exons: 6
Coding region: 141-806 (221 amino acids)
Biological process (GO): regulation of translational initiation
Cellular component (GO): cytosol
Molecular function (GO): protein binding; RNA binding; translation activator activity
Source: RefSeq, a predicted model, not a curated record
UACCGCGCAUGCGCUAACUGGUUUGUAGGUGGAAGGAGAACCCCAGCGUGGGAAACUGAAGUGUUUGUUUCGCGUUUUUAAAGCAGUUAUAAAAUCUCCUGUCUUCUCCCACAGCUCCAAAAAGUUCUUUCACACCAACCAUGGACAACAUAUGGGAAGAAUGUAAGGUCCAGGCUUUUGACACAGAAACUCAGAACUUAGUCAAAGCAGCAUUCAAAGACCCUACUGCAGUGGACUUGGGAAAACUGUCUGAAACCAUUGUGGACCAGGCACUGAAGGACAGGUCAUUGUGCAGAGAUGCAGGCCAUGUUUGCUCUGCUUUAGUGCAGAUGGAGGCAAAACACGGCAACACGAGUGUGUUCCGGCGGAACCUGCUGACUCGGCUCCAGAAAGAGUUCACAGCGAGGGAAGAAACACGCAAGCGGUCUGUGCAGGAAUGGGUGUGCGUCGUCUGCUUCAUCUGUAACAUAUUUGAUCAUCUUAAAGUAAACAACGCCCCUAUGGCUGCUCUGGUGGAUCCAGUGUACGACUGUUUGUUCAGGUUGUCUCAGCCGGAUGCUCUGGUGAAUGAGGAGGAGGUGGACUGUCUGGCUCUACAGCUGCACCGAGUGGGUGAACAGCUGGAAAAGCUGAACAGCCAACGCAUGGACCAGCUGUUCUACCUGCUGCGAGAUGGCUUCCUGCUGCAGGACUGCCUGAGCUCCAUGACCCGCCUGCUUCUGCUGGAGGUUCUGGAGUAUCGGGCCAGCGGUUGGACACUGAGUGCAGCGGCCCAGCGCUACUACUACAGCGAGGUGGUGGACUGAAGCAGCAGGAGCCAAGAUAACCCUGUGGGUCAGUACGUUACUGGCUCUAGAGUUCAGCCAGGUGUUCCGGUACUGUUGCAGACCGGUUGGAGAGAGUUUACAGGGGAUUUGGGAAGUCUGAGCUCAGUACAGUUGAGACAGCUGCCUCCGUGUCUGGGCUCACUGUUUGUAGCUCUGCUCAUGUAUGUGUGUCUGUGUUUGGUUAUACAGUGUUCAAUGUUGAAGAUGGUUCUAAAUGGUUCUGUUGUUUCAAUUAUAAGAAGUAAGUUUGGGUGUGAAGCCGUUGAGAAACACAGCCUGAUAUGAUCAGGUGAAUACAAAAUACCAAAUAUUUGGUUGCAUGUUUAGUGGGUACUUAUGGAAGCCCACCCCAAAAAGAGUAUUUUUUUCUUGGUCUUAUUUCUUGGUUUGAUUUCCAAAUUUUGUAUGUCAAGUUUUAAAUGGUAUCUGUAAGUAAUGACAUGUUUUCCCCUUUUCAAAUUUUAUCAAGACACGAUUGGAUAUUUCUUUUUGUUGUUGUAAGUUUAAGAUUUGGAAAACAAUCAUAACAAAAGCAAAUAUUUUUAUAUUUUGAGAAACUAAGUCAUUAUUUUGUCAUUGCAAUUCCAUAUUAUGAAAAAAUUGUUUAUUUUGAAAGUUUUAAGACAUUUUAAUGCAAGUCAAUAUCUUUAAAAGAUUGUUUUAACAUUAUAUUUAACCUGUUUAAAUUGUGAUAAAGUAACUCAUUCUAUUUUCAAUCUUUUGCUGUGUCAAAAGAAUGACUUAGUAUCUCUAAAAAUUUCCCAUUCUAUGAGAAAAUUAUAAUGCUGACUUGUUUUAUUUGAAUAAAGUGACAGCUAAGUAAGCCUAAUCCAUUAUGGUCUUCCAUACUUACUCUGACUCUUUACCACUGGUGCUUUAAAAACUUUGUGAAUUAUAUAUUUUUGUUUAUAUUUGUAUCCAUUUUCUUACAUUUCAGUACAUAAAUUGUGUAAGAGGAUCAGUCUGGUCUGAUGGCACUGUUUGACAGUUUUCAGUUUAAUUGUAUAAAACCCUGUUUUACUGUUUUUGUCUUGACAAUAAAGGUUUGUAUUCUUUGAGUAAAGUUUAUAAUAAAGAUACUUUUU